Molecule: messenger RNA, 1454 nt
Organism: Prunus persica (peach)
Lineage: Eukaryota; Viridiplantae; Streptophyta; Magnoliopsida; Rosales; Rosaceae
Product: arginine/serine-rich protein 1-like
Exons: 4
Coding region: 86-757 (223 amino acids)
Source: RefSeq, a predicted model, not a curated record
UUGAUUAGCAGUUGUUGAACUUCAAUCAACAUUUACAUACAGUUUAGUCAUUAGUUUUGCUUACAUUGUAUUGUGCUGGCAUGGCAUGCUUUGUUGUUUUUUGGGUUUCUUUAUUUCUUUCUUUGGUGUUUUUUUUCAGUGUAAUAAUCUAAUUUGGCUUCUUCUUUUUUUUGUUCCUGUUCUGUCUUCAGUUGUCAUCCUCCGGAAGGUCAAGGUGCGUUUUGUCCAGAAAUUCUUCUGUUUUUCUCGUUUCAUGUUUUUAGUGGUUUGGCCAUGGUUUCUAAUAAGGUCCGACUUGAAUUGCAUACCCCGGAGUUACACGCCGUCCUUCUCGUGGUCCUCUCCGAGUUCGUCCUCUCCGAGUUCAUCCCUUCCAAGUUCUCCGAGUUCUGUUUGGAGGUGCUCUUCCAGCUCAAGAAGCCCCCAACGGAGCCCCCAGCGGAGUGAUGUGGAUAAUCCUAUGAACAAUUUGCAUGGUAGGAGAGGGCGAACUCCUAUUUCAGGAAGAGGGCAUCAAACAAUUCCUCUGCACCACAGAACCCCCAGCUACUCACCUCCUCGUAGAUCUCGUAUGUACUCUAAUCAUCGGAGGCAUUAUAGUCGAUCACCUAGUUAUUCAUCUGACCUAAGCAGGAGAAGGUCAUACUCUCCACAUUACAGUCGUCGGAGGGCAUCUCCUUCCUACAAUCGUCGGAGGGCUAUCUCUUUACUACAGUCGGCUGCCCAAAACAUACUGUGCUCAGUGCAAUCGGUAUAGACCUUACUCUUACAGCAGGUCACCAGUGAGACACCGUUACCUGGCCGACUCACCAUAUGACUCCAGAGGGUAUUCACCAGAUGAUUCUUACCACGUAAGAAGGUAUCGCCAUGGAAGGCAGUCUCCCAGUCCACUUGGGGCAAGGAGAAGGUCAAGGAGGAGCUACUCGCAUAGUGUCUCUCCUAGGCCUAGGAGGAGUUACAGGAGGAACUACCCCAGACUUUCUCCUGAACCAGAAAGGAGGACGGUAAGGGAGAGCUACUCUCCAAGUUCAUCUCGUAGACACAGGAGCUUGAGGUCUUACAGGCGUUCGCCUGGGUGGAGAUACUCCACCAAUACUGACUGGAGUUACUACCAACCGAAGCAGGCUGAGUGCAUGUUUCAGAUACGGUUCAAGAUAUGCUACUCCUAGGUCUAACUUCACCUUCAUCAUGAAAGGUGUUUAUUCUGCACAUCUAGCUUUUUAAGGGGUUUGCCAUUUGGUGAUGUUGGUAAUGGCGGACAAUUGAGUUUGGGAUUGUACUUCACUCUUGAGAUGCUGGUAUUCUUAGAAAAGAUUCCAACUAAAUAAUAAUAUACCGAAAUUAUGGGCAUGUUAGAAAAUGCUUUGAAAUAAUAAAUAAGUGUCGAAGUUUCAAGUCUGCAUUGUAAAGAAGUCAUAAACUGAUCAAUUACUAAUAUAAGGAAGACAAUCAUA